UAAAAACCCAAAUUCACCGAUUCAGUCAUUAACUCAACACAAAAGAAAAGCUAAAACCCCAAAAUCUCUCGAUCUCGCACGCAGAACGCAAGCAAGCAAUCUCAGCGAGAGGAAGGUACUGCUACUACAAUGGCGUCUUCGUCUAGCAGCGGACUGACUUUCAAGCUACACCCGCUCGUAAUAGUCAACAUAUCCGAUCACUACACUCGUGUCAAGUCUCAGACCAACGGCUGCAGCGAUGGAGGCUCUGCUUCCCCCCCUCCCAGAGUAUACGGUUGCGUGAUUGGAGUACAGAGAGGACGCACCGUCGAGAUCUUCAACAGCUUCGAGCUUCUUUACGAUCCCGUCACUCACUCCCUCGACCGCGCUUUCAUCGAAAAGAAGCAAGAACUCUAUAAGAAGGUAUUCCCACACUUUUACAUAUUGGGAUGGUACUCUACUGGAAGCGAUGCUGAGGAAUCUGAUAUGCAUAUUCAUAAAGCUCUGAUGGAUAUUAAUGAAAGCCCUGUUUAUGUUCUGCUCAAUCCCUCUAUCAAUCCUGCUCAAAAGGAUUUGCCUGUUACUAUUUACGAGAGUGAGCUGCAUGUCAUCGAUGGAAUUCCACAGCUUAUUUUUGUUUGUUCAAGUUACACCAUUGAGACGGUGGAAGCUGAACGGAUCUCAGUUGAUCAUGUUGCUCAUCUUAAGCCAUCCGAUGGAGGUUCUGCAGCUACACAAUUGGCUGCUCACCUUACAGGCAUACAUAGUGCUAUAAAGAUGUUGAAUAGCAGAAUCAGGGUGCUUCAUCACUACCUUGUCGCAAUGCAGAAAGGUGAAAUUCCUUGUGAGAACUCAUUGCUGAGACAAGUAUCAAGUCUUUUAAGGAGAUUGCCAGCCAUUGAAUCAGAAAAAUUUCAAGAUGAUUUCUUGAUGGAAUACAAUGACACGCUAUUGAUCGCCUACUUAGCCAUGUUCACCAACUGCUCAAGCACGAUGAAUGAGCUAGUGGACAAAUUCAACACUGCCUAUGACAGGCACAGUCGAAGGGGUGGACGAACUGCUUUCAUCUGAAAGCUACUUGCUCUCUAAUGGCAGUUUUUAUCAAGACUUGAUAACCAUUUAAGAAUUGAGUGAUGCCGUUUUGUUUUCAUGUGCAUAGCACAUAGAAGCUUUAGGAAUUAUAUCUGCCAGAAAAUGAAACAUUCAGAAAGAAAAAUAUAAAUGUAUCAGAUUUUUCUUUGCUUUC
This is a messenger RNA of Populus trichocarpa (black cottonwood), 1225 nucleotides long. RefSeq names its product COP9 signalosome complex subunit 6a. Gene Ontology annotation, cellular component: COP9 signalosome. NCBI's taxonomy places the organism in Eukaryota, Viridiplantae, Streptophyta, Magnoliopsida, Malpighiales, Salicaceae. The record is from RefSeq and is a predicted model, not a curated record. The transcript has 9 exons. The coding region runs from base 130 to 1050 and encodes 306 amino acids. Gene Ontology annotation, molecular function: protein binding; metallopeptidase activity. Gene Ontology annotation, biological process: protein deneddylation.